GUAUUGUUUUUUCGAAUGUUGCGUCAUACCUUCAUUGUGACAGAGGCAUUCAUAUUGCGUUGCAUGCAACAUCAUCGUCUGAAGAUUAUCUACUUGCUGCAUCCAAUAUCGGCAGCAAUAUUGGUAUUCAUUGUGGGAUUCGUAGUGUGGUACGAGAUGUACUAUAUACUACCGGAGCUGUGUGAUGUCGAUGGCAAAUUCUAUAAACUGAAUUGUUUCCUGGCCGUUUACUUUCUUCACAAUAUCCUUGGCAAUAUGAUAUGUUGUUGGCACACGGAUACAAGCUUUUUGACCGUGCCAAAAGAGCGGCAACAGCCAAUUGCCUCUGAGGCGCAUCUCUGGCAUUUGUGCACCCAUUGUCAGAUGUUGGUGCCGCCCCGGGCGUGGCACUGUCGACUGUGCAACACAUGCAUGCUAAAGCGGGAUCAUCACUGCAACAUAACGGCCAACUGCAUUGGCCAUGCCAAUCAGCGGUACUUCAUUGGCCUUCUCUUCAACUUAACCCUGGGCAACAUGGUCGCCUGCUUCUAUAACUUCAUUUACGUAUUUAUUGUACGUCUGCCGAUUUUUAGCGAUCCCCUCAUAUUUCUAGCACGCUUCGAAGGUUUCGAUCCUAACCAGUUUCUAGACGAAGUGAAGGCAAAUCCCAACUGGCUUAUCAUCAAUGGAGCCAUCCUCAAGCUUAGUAUCUUCAGCAUGGUAUUUGUGGCAUCGCAGCUGGGCCUACAAAUCUACAUGGUCAGCCGGGGCAGUUGCAUGUACUCCUUCCGGGAUAGCAGCUACGAUUUUGGAUUCUGGACCAAUUGGCGAAUGGUGCUGGGCAAGCGUAUGUUUUGGACUUGGCUGUCGCCACUCAUCAACAGUCCUCUGCCCAAUGAUGGCACCCAAUGGCUCAUCGCCAGGGACACGUACGCCAAGAAGCCCGCAUAAUCCGAACACGUGACUUCCGCUUGCUCUACUAUUGAAUCACACUAAAUACAUGAAAUACAUAUGCACGUAUAUUUUAUGCUUAUACAUAAAAUCAAGUUUAACGCUUCAUUUAA
Drosophila innubila is the source of this 1043-nucleotide messenger RNA. RefSeq names its product probable palmitoyltransferase ZDHHC24. Gene Ontology annotation, molecular function: protein-cysteine S-palmitoyltransferase activity. Gene Ontology annotation, biological process: peptidyl-L-cysteine S-palmitoylation; protein targeting to membrane. The record is from RefSeq and is a predicted model, not a curated record. Gene Ontology annotation, cellular component: Golgi apparatus; endoplasmic reticulum. Bases 16 to 930 code for a protein of 304 amino acids. NCBI's taxonomy places the organism in Eukaryota, Metazoa, Arthropoda, Insecta, Diptera, Drosophilidae. The transcript has a single exon.